AUGAAGUACAUCUUUUCGCAAGAGCAGCUGGUCAUCCCAGAGGAUGUCAAAAUCCACAUCCGUUCCCGCGUCGUGACCGUCGAGGGUCCACGAGGCAAACUCACCAAGGAUCUCUCGCACAUUGCGGUCACCUUCACCAUCACCAAGAACAAGAAGGGCCAGCAACUCGUCCAGAUUGAAAUCCACCACGGCUCAAGAAAGAAUGUUGCUACUCUGCGCACUGUCAAGUCCCUCGUCCAGAACCUCGUCAUCGGCGUCACGAAGGGCUACAAGUACAAGAUGCGAUACGUCUACGCCCAUUUCCCCAUCAACGUCAACAUUGAGAAGAAUGACGAGGGAAAGUUCCAUGUUGAGAUCAGAAACUUCUUGGGCGAGAAGAUUGUCCGAAAUGUCACUAUGCUCGACGGUGUGACCGUGGAGGCAUCCAAAGGUGUCAAGGAUCAGCUCGAAAUCACCGGCAACAGCCUCGAGAACGUCUCACAGUCCGCGGCCGACCUCCAGCAAAUUUGCAGAGUACGAAACAAGGAUAUCCGAAAAUUCUUGGACGGUCUGUACGUGAGCGAGCGGGGCAAUAUCGUUGACGAGUAA
Capronia epimyces CBS 606.96 is the source of this 588-nucleotide messenger RNA. RefSeq names its product 60S ribosomal protein L9-B. NCBI's taxonomy places the organism in Eukaryota, Fungi, Ascomycota, Eurotiomycetes, Chaetothyriales, Herpotrichiellaceae. Gene Ontology annotation, biological process: cytoplasmic translation. The record is from RefSeq and is a predicted model, not a curated record. Gene Ontology annotation, molecular function: rRNA binding; structural constituent of ribosome. The transcript has 3 exons. The coding region runs from base 1 to 588 and encodes 195 amino acids. Gene Ontology annotation, cellular component: ribosome; cytosolic large ribosomal subunit.